Acaromyces ingoldii is the source of this 849-nucleotide messenger RNA. RefSeq names its product DHS-like NAD/FAD-binding domain-containing protein. The transcript has 3 exons. Gene Ontology annotation, molecular function: NAD+ binding. The record is from RefSeq and is a predicted model, not a curated record. The coding region runs from base 1 to 849 and encodes 282 amino acids. NCBI's taxonomy places the organism in Eukaryota, Fungi, Basidiomycota, Exobasidiomycetes, Exobasidiales, Cryptobasidiaceae.
AUGGCGCAGCUCUCGACCUUCCGCCAAGCGCUCUCGCAGUCGCGCCGACCCCUGAUUCUCGCGGGGGCCGGCCUGAGCGCAGCCUCGGGCAUCCCCACCUUCCGUGGUGCUGGAGGACUCUGGCGCUCACACGACGCCAUGUCCCUCGCGACGCCCCAGGCAUUCCGGGCGGACCCGGCGCGAGUGUGGGCCUUCUACCACUACCGCAGAGAAGUCUGUCUCAAGGCAAAGCCGAAUGGCGCACACGACGUCGUGGCAAGGCUGAGCGGGCGCGAGAGAGCGAAAGAGGUGUUUCCGAGCGCGGUUGACGUGCCGACGUUUGUCACGCAGAACGUCGACGGUCUGUCUAUUCGAGCGCUGGAAGAGGGCGAAAAGGCGCCAAUCGAGAUGCACGGCUCCCUGUUCCGGACUCGUUGCACCUCGUGCGGGACAGAGAAGCCCAACUUUAACUCGCCGGUCUCCGCGGGGCUCGUCGGGACCGAGGAUCUGUCGAAAGAGUACCGGGCCGUGCCGCUCGAGGACCUGCCCCGGUGCCAGGAGCGAAGCUGCGGUGGUCUGCUGAGACCGGCCGUCGUCUGGUUCGGCGAGUCGAUUCCCGAGCUCAGUCGCAUUUCGCAGCAUGUGCAACGCGCAGACCUCGUCCUGGUCCUCGGCACCUCGUCCACCGUGUAUCCCGCCGCGGGUUUCGCGAGCGAGGUCCGCAGUCGAGGCGGUAAAGCGGCCGUCUUCAACCUCGAAGGCACACUUGGCAGCAGCGAAGAGAGUGAUGGGGACUCGGACUGGUUCUUUCGCGGGCCAGUGGAAGAGAUGUUACCCUGGGCACUGGGAAUCAAGAGCUCGUCGUUGUAG